Gymnodraco acuticeps is the source of this 822-nucleotide messenger RNA. RefSeq lists its product as uncharacterized. Lineage: Eukaryota; Metazoa; Chordata; Actinopteri; Perciformes; Bathydraconidae. The coding region runs from base 1 to 822 and encodes 273 amino acids. Gene Ontology annotation, cellular component: cell surface. The record is from RefSeq and is a predicted model, not a curated record. The transcript has 6 exons. Gene Ontology annotation, biological process: cell-matrix adhesion.
AUGGUCGACCAAGCCAACCUGGAGCUCUUUAAAAACGCAGCAAUUCCACAAACUGUGAUCGACUACUACAUCUCGACUCUUUUUGAAUUCAACCCCACCUUCAACCCUCUCAAGGUUCCAGGUUCUUUCCUAUGCUCUCCUGAGGUCCCAAGUUCAGCAUAUUCUUCUGCUAGUGAAGCUGACACCAUCAAAAUCUUGAAGGAGCUCGAGAAAUCGUGCAAUGGAACAGAGUAUUCUGAGGUAUCAGCUGUUCUGGCAUCCAACAUCGAGACCGUCACACCGGAGACGUUUUCGAUCUUGGGCAGUGCAAGUUCGGGCCUGAGCAACACCAAGAUCUCUUCACUUUCCCCCACAGUGAUGGUUUCCUCUCUGUCCACCCUCGGCACAGUCAGCACCUGGAACCAGGGGCAGGCCAACAUAUUUAUCCAAAAACUUAUUUCUUCAGGGUACUUGAUCAACGAUGGAUCGCGUCUGGAAUCCCUCGGCACGCUCGUUGCUGGAGUUCCUUCAAAAACAAUUGAGAAUAUCCCAGCCACUGUGCUAUUCAGCAUCUCUCAGAACACUGUCUUUGUUAACAACAUGAUUGCAGCCCCGACAGUCAUCCAACAGAUCUUUGUUCAAAAGAUCAUCUCUCUUGACCAAAGUGCAGCCAGCGUGGUGCAGAAUGUCCCCGAUGCCAUGGCAACUGAGAUUCCAUCUUCCUCGCUGGUAUUCUCUGGGCCUGUGGACAUCAGUAAGAUCAACAAGAAGACAUGGACAGGAGAGCAGGCGGCCAUGUUUUUUGAGUCACUGGGCGAAACAGACUUUGACACCGAGAAGUAA